Messenger RNA from Seriola aureovittata, 2574 nucleotides. RefSeq names its product platelet and endothelial cell adhesion molecule 1b (gene pecam1b). The transcript is spliced from 11 exons. Gene Ontology annotation, biological process: cell surface receptor signaling pathway. The record is from RefSeq and is a predicted model, not a curated record. Gene Ontology annotation, molecular function: transmembrane signaling receptor activity. The coding region runs from base 90 to 2000 and encodes 636 amino acids. Lineage: Eukaryota; Metazoa; Chordata; Actinopteri; Carangiformes; Carangidae.
CAUCCAUCUGCUUCAUCCAGAUUAGUCACAAGUCAGUUCACCUCUAGGACAGCCAGCAGCAUCAGGAGCCCCAGUGUUCCUCAGACAGGAUGGGCCUCCUACUACUGCUCACUUCCUUGCUCCUGUCGCGCUACUUCCAUCCAGGGAUCGUGGUGGAUGCACAGCAAUCAUUCACGAUAAGAAACACCACCCUGUCCAUUGAGCCCAGUCCUGAUGUGACUCGGGGCACCAACGUGACUUUGAGAUGUAAGGCCAUGGUCAGCAGCUCGGGGGAAGAGGCGCUGAGGCGUGAGUACACUAUAUACAAGGGCAGCAACAAGGUCUACACCAAGAACACCAGCACAUCGGAGGAUCUGCUGUACCUGCUGCCCGAUGCCAGAGUCUCCAGCACUGGGAAAUAUAAGUGCAAGAUCAACAUCAUGGGCAAGGAGAUGACCAGCGAGCCUAAAAAACUCACAGUAGAAGGCCUGUCAAAACCAGUUCUCCGAUUUAACAAGGAGGUGGUCAAUGAAGAGGAGGAGGUAAUCGCCACGUGUACAGCGCCCGGCGAGACAGGCUCCAUUUUCUUCCGGUUCUACCAGGACUCCAAAGAAAUCCGGGAGGGUGAGGGCAGCUCCAACCAGUUUGAAGCCAAGUUUACCUUCAGCAAAGUUGGCAUCCAAAAAAUUCAUUGUGCCUAUGCUGUGAUCAUAAUGCCAGACUCCUUCAAGUCUAAAGAAAGCAACCAUGUCGAUGUUUCAGUCAAAGAGCUUUUCACCACACCAGUUUUAGAGAUUUUCCCUCAGUCCAAUAUCUAUGAAGGAGACCAUCUCAACAUCUUGUGCACCACCAGAAACCGUCUGGACAGCUCUGAAGAAGUCCACCUCUAUCUGAGCCAUGGGACCAAGCUUCUUAGCAGUGGCGAAACCAAAGUCAACCACAGCGUGGUCGCACUGGCAAAGGACCCCGGAGAAUUUGAGUGCAGACAAGAGAUUAAAAAAGUAUUCAAAGUCAUCACAAAGACAAUUUCAGUGACUGAGCUAUUCUCAGCACCUACUCUCACCAUCUCUCCUGCUGAAAUCUUUCAAAGGGAAAAUAUGAAACUAACCUGCAAAAGUGGAAGCUAUGCCUCUGAAAGACUUAAUAGGGAAGAGCUGACUUACACUCUUGAGCCGCCCAACAGCCCACUGAGCCCCAUCGGCCCUGGAGUAUUUUCUGGCAGGGCUCUGCUGAAUGAUUUCAACUAUACCUGUGUAGCUCGAGCCAAGGGCAUCGUGAAACACAGUGACACCCUGACUGUACGCCCUAAAGUUUCUGUGUCCAUUCCAAAGAUCUCAGUGUAUGGCAAAGCGAUCCUAGGACAACCCAUCCACAUCCACUGUCACUCAGAAACUGGCAGCUUGCCGAUCAACUACACCUUGAUAAAGGGUUACGAAGUGCUGAACAUAACCACUGUCAAGGAUCCCAAUCAGAAAGCUCUCUUCAAAGUCACCAUCGUCAAGCCAGAGGAGUUAAACAAGUUCAUGUGUGAGGCUGAGAAUAAUCACAAGAAAGGCGAGCUCAGUGGAAGACUCAACGCUGCGGUUGUAGAGCCUUUGAGCGACCUGACUCUGACCAUCAUCCCCAACCCAUCAAAAGUCUCUGAGGGAGAGGAUCUCUAUCUGAUUUGUGGUACUAAAGGCACCCCACCAGUCACCUUUAAGUUGUACCGCGUUGGCACCAAAGCACCGCUGUUCACCAACACCUCUCAACAGAAUAACACAAACUUCCGGGUCCCCAAUUUGUCCAAAGAGCACAGUGGCAAAUACUACUGCGAAGCCAUCAACCCCGCCAACAACCUCGUCGUCAGUGAGAAGAUCGCCAUAGAGGUACACCUGGCGUUGUGGAAGAAAGCAGUGAUCGGGGGGGUUUGUCUACUAGUGGUGUCGGUGCUGGCGGUGGUGUGUGUGCUGUACUUCAAAUCCAAGAGAGGUAAAAGAGAAGGAGCCGCUGAAUUGUCAGUGCGCAGCGCCACUCUAUGAUGGCAUGGAGGGGAGAGUGACCAAUGGGACACGAGAUAGCGUGGCGUCGCUUCCCACUGACAUCAGCAAAAGGAGCAGCUACAGUACCCCAGCCACAGUUUAGAGAUGCCCUGCAGUGGGAGGGACUUGAAUUCAAUAAUUUAAAAAAAAACUUUCAAGAGCAAAGAAAAAGAAGUUCUAAGAAAAGACUUUGAAGACAAAAAUGUAAAGAAAACAGUGUACAACCCAGUGUUGAAGGAUUUGGUGAUGAGUUUUCUCAGUGAAAAGGAGGGGCACUUUUAUGAUGAGAUAUAAACCAGGACCCGCUGCUCCCUCUCCCCUCCUCCUGCAAUCUAGAUGGCCUUUGAUUUUACAAUUAACAUUACUGUCUUUGUCACCUGUGUCUGUGAUUGCAUGCCAUUUUUUGUUGCAACUGCUCUAUUUGUCUAAUGUGCAUGUAUAAAGAAGCUUGGUGACAGAUUAAUUUGUAUACAUUUUAUCACCAUCACAGGAAAUGUGUGUAUAUAUUUUUGGUUGAUCCCUUGACUGACUGGAAGAGACGCUUGUAGAAUAAAGAUGUUGGUUUUAUUUAGAA